AUGUAUGCGGUGAAGGACAACCGCACCUCUUUUGUGGAGCGUCUCAUCGAGCUUGGCUCUGAUGUCGGAGCAAGAAACAAUGACAACUACAAUGUGCUGCAUAUAUCCGCUAUGUAUUCGAGGGAAGAUAUCGUCAAGCUGCUUUUGUCAAAACGCGGAGUCGAUCCAUUCGCUACGGGUGGAAGUAGACAACAGACCGCCGUGCAUUUGGUAGCUAGCAGACAGACCGGCACCGCUACCAGCAUUCUCCGAGCACUGUUGACCGCUGCUGGAAAGGACAUUCGACUGCGCGUUGACGGGGUUUUUGAUUGGAGAAUAGACGGGCGGGAUGCAACACCGGUCUUUGCGAUCGCGUGCAACGAUCAGUCGCCUGGCACCGCCAUCCGCCGC
Iphiclides podalirius (scarce swallowtail) is the source of this 390-nucleotide messenger RNA. The record is from the annotation of a GenBank genome assembly. NCBI's taxonomy places the organism in Eukaryota, Metazoa, Arthropoda, Insecta, Lepidoptera, Papilionidae.